Molecule: messenger RNA, 240 nt
Organism: Suillus paluster
Lineage: Eukaryota; Fungi; Basidiomycota; Agaricomycetes; Boletales; Suillaceae
Exons: 3
Coding region: 1-240 (79 amino acids)
Source: RefSeq, a predicted model, not a curated record
AUGAUCGAGGUCGUAGGGUUACACGAUGAGUACGAGAGAGAUCUCGAGCUUGCGAGUGUGCACAUGCGCGAACUUCAAGCUGAAAGCGAUUUGCUUCUUGACACGAUCAAUCUUACAGUUCCAGCAACGCCCUCACUCAUGCAUCUCACGCGUCCCUCUCCGAAGCUAUAUUUAUACCCAGCUACACACCCAGCAUCAGCUCCAGCAUUUCUCAUUCAAAUGGGAGAUAUCGUCCAGUAG